AUGACUGACGGGAAAUCCUACAAUUACAAUGGUACUGAGAUCCCACCUGAAGCCCUUAUGAAAAUUUUCACCUACACAAGUUUGACUGGCUAUGGCAACCAAGAUGAUAUUGAUUCAGGCCAUAUCACAGGCAUGGUUUUCGUUUCCGAACGAGAAAACCUUGAAUUGCUUCACAUAGCUCUCCGUCACAAUGAUGUCAACCCACCCAGGGCAAUAGUCCACAGCUUAGGCGACGUUUUAAAUAGAUUCCAUGCCGAACAUCCAUUUGAAGAUGGUGUUCGCCUGGAAGACAGUGGUUGCUUUGCCGGUGAUUAUCUCAUCUAUGUCAGCACCAAGGAACAAGCGAUUGAACGUCGCCAUCCUUGGACUGCUGUUUAUAGAACCAAUAUUAUGACCGGAAAAACUGACCGCCUCACACCAAGAGAGCAUGCUGAUUUAAGCCCCUCGGUAUCCCCGUCUGGAAAGAAGAUAGCGGUGGCGUCCUUCGAAGAUUCGGGAGGUUGGGAUAGUGCAACGGAAGACCAAAAGACUGACAUUUAUGUCAUGAAUGUAGAGGAGCCUUACGAUCGCAGGUUGGUUGUGAAAAAUGGGGGUUGGCCGACUUGGGGAAGUGAUGAUAUCAUAUUCUUCCACCGCAAGGAUGACAAAAAACCUUAUGAGAAUGCAACAGAAAGAAUUUACUGGGGUGUGUAUCGAUCCGACAUUAGCAGUACUGGCCUUGUGCCUGUGCGUGUGACCCCAGAUAACAUUGAUGCAUUCACACCGGCAGCCAUUGACGCCACCACAGUAGCUGUCGCUACUAUUCGGCAGAAAUCAGAGUUUGGUGAUACCCGUGUUGAAGCUCGGCACAUUGAGAUUUUUUAUUCAGCAGGAGGGCAAGAACCCUCACAAAUCACUCAAAAAGUCAGACCAAAGGGUGACUAUUUCAACCCCUUUGUGAUAGGUGAUGGGAUUCAUGGGAAGCGUGUUGGCUACCAUUGUUGCACCAGUGAGCCUCUCAAGGAGCAAGAAGAGAUCAAAAGACAGUUUCAAAUCAUCACUUCUCCUGAUCCAGAUGUAGGACGUUUAGGGUGGGAGGAGGAUUUCCAACAUUUUCCAAAAGCGGAAACAGACUUGCAUUUGUUGACAAUCAUUUCAAGACUGUAUAUGUACUUGACAACGAAAAGCUAUAUGAAGCUACAGAGGUACCAGAAAGAGUAUGAAAUAUAA
Molecule: messenger RNA, 1209 nt
Organism: Papaver somniferum (opium poppy)
Lineage: Eukaryota; Viridiplantae; Streptophyta; Magnoliopsida; Ranunculales; Papaveraceae
Exons: 3
Coding region: 1-1209 (402 amino acids)
Source: RefSeq, a predicted model, not a curated record